Messenger RNA from Fusarium vanettenii 77-13-4, 3708 nucleotides. RefSeq lists its product as uncharacterized. The coding region runs from base 1 to 3708 and encodes 1235 amino acids. Gene Ontology annotation, molecular function: protein binding. The transcript has 6 exons. NCBI's taxonomy places the organism in Eukaryota, Fungi, Ascomycota, Sordariomycetes, Hypocreales, Nectriaceae. The record is from RefSeq and is a predicted model, not a curated record.
AUGGCCCCCACUUGUGGCGGCCUGUUGUCCGUGGCCGUCCAUCACACCAACUACCUACACAUCUAUGACAUCCAUAUUGUAACUGUUGGCCUGCACCUUGCAGGCAGCCUGAUUCAAAGCCUGAACGGAAUGGAGUACACAGCCCCUGGCUCAGCCUCUCGCACAGCCCUCUACAAAGCCUUAUCAAAAGCCUUCGUGAAAGCCUUGAAGAUGGCCUCAUUCACGACCUCCAUGGCCCCCUCGAUAGUGACAGAAAAAAUCAAACUCCUCACCACUCAAAUUCCGCCCCCUCAAUUGACACCUUGUGCCUUUUGGUCUGCCCUGGUUCUUCUGCAAGCUACCCCGCCCACUUGGUCUUUGCUGAGAGUUCAAAUGACUGAGUAUCAGUAUAGCCCCAUCCCUCAUGGCAAGGGGGUAAUCCGACUUCUUCGACUCUUGAAAGGUUUCACAUGUGAAAGAGUUCAUUGCGAACUCUUCGAGGUUGCGGCCUGGAAACCGGGCGACAUUACAUAUGAAGCACUGUCCUACACUUGGGGAACACCACCCGCUACUACAACACCUGAAGAUGAUACAUCUCGACAAUCCAUGUCAAAGGAUACCUCUUCGAAAGAUUCAGAACCUGCGGAAGAUAUCACGCUUGAAGAGAUUACCAUCCAGAAUCGAAGUGGGCCAUCCACAAUGAAGAUUAAACCGAAUCUACAUUCCGCUCUGCGGUACUUGAGGGGAGAGAAUCAAGAUAGGAUUCUUUGGGCUGAUGCGAUCUGCAUCAACCAGCUCGACGCCGUCGAAAAGGGGGAUCAGAUUGGGCAGAUGAGAUAUAUCUACGAAAACGCCGAGCAAGUCCUUGUCUGGCUUGGCCAAGGAGAUGAGAUGACUGACAAGAUCUUGGGCUCAAUCCAUGACCUGCACGAGGAAGCAUCUGCCAGACAUGACAACUGGAAGGACCCAAAAAAGCUGCUUACCAUCUGCGGGCCAAUCUUUCGACAGCGACUAGAGCUGACACCAACAAAUGAGUAUUGCAAACAGCUCGAGGCGCUUCAAGAGCUGUUCAAAAGACCCUGGUUUCAACGCAUCUGGAUCCUCCAGGAAAUCGCCAGCGCCCGUGCCGCAACAAUUGUGUGUGGAUCAAAAUCUGUUCCAGGGUACAUUUUUGCGCUAAUGCCCUCAAUCCUUGGGCUUGAGAUUGAUGAUCACACGCAAGCUAUUUUGGACAUUAUGCCUGGGAAACAGCGAAGUCAGUCUUGGUGGUCUGACAGGCGCGACCUUCAUUUCCUGCUGAAGAAGUUUGCCGCUUGCCAAGCUACUGAGGCUCGAGACAAGGUUCUUGCUCUUUUGGGCAUCUCAUCAGAUGCCUCCAGCCCCGAAGUGUUUCGUCCCGAUUGCCAGAAGACCCUACAAGGAGUGUGCCGCGAUACCCUCUGCUUCCUACUUUUCGGCAGGGUUCUCCCAUCAUCGGUUAUUACGCUUCCGAAUCCAUCCAUCUCCGAGUUGGUCGAUUACCUAGAUGACAUACCCCGUUUGUCUCAUUGGACUUUUAAGUGGGCAGUUCAUGAGAGACAUGACUUGACGUCGAUCUACCUGUUGGAAGUCGGUGGAUAUACAGCACCAUUCUUGACCGUGGGCAACUUGAUAGAACACGGGGGUCAUCUCACGUUGAUCAUGCACCUCUUUUCCAAUAAUCUUGUUGACGAAGCCUCAACAAACAGAUCAGGAGAGCGUAUACUAAACAUUGCUGCAAGAAUGGGAGACGUGGAGGUAGUUCGCUUCCUCCUCGGGCGCCCCAAUACCCAGCUAAACCACAGAGAUAACGACAAUCUGACCCCGCUGGCGAUCGCAAUAAUCCACGGACACUUUUCUGUAGUGGAAUUAUUAUUGGCUCAGAGGCAAGUCGAUGUUGCCGGAGGGGGGGUUCUUGGAACUACUCCUAUUUCACUGCCCUAUCUUCAACAAAAUUCGGAUAUGACACUGGCUCUGAACACUGGAAAUCGAUGCAUGGUUGAGGAAGUUUUGCGAGGGAAAAGGCUGGUUCAAAUCAACCGCGCUUUGCUGGCAAUCAUGGCACGAGACAACAACAAAGCCGGCUUGAAGGCUCUGAUCAGCCGCGGCGUUCACUACAAUAGUAGGGAUAGGUAUGGACGGACGCCAAUGAUGCGGGCCGCCAUGAAUGGCUGCAUAUCGACGCUGCAGAUUUUGGCUACAGAGGAUUCUCAUGGCUUUGUCCCACGCGAUGACCAUGAUUUCGAAGGCAGGACAGCUCUUUCAUACGCGGCUGAAACAGGAGAACUGUCUGCAUGCUAUUUGCUAAUGUUGCGCGGCGCGGAUAUCGACAAGAAAGAUCACGGCGGCAAGUCACCAAGGGAUUGGGCGCAAGACAAAGUUGCACUGCAUGAGACCUGGAUUACAAUGGAGCUCGAUGACCCAGAAUUUCUAGGAGCUCGAGAGGAAUUGGGGGGGCGUAGAUGGUGCGAUAUAGCGGCGCUGGUGUGCAGUACGUGGCUUAUGGUCACUCAGGAUAAAAAGUCGCGGGAUUCAGACGUCAAGCGGGUGUUUAACUAUAUCCAGCGUCAGAAGCGCAGAAUAGAACCCAAACGCGAAGAUGAAAUCCCCUCAACGAACAGUUUGUCUCCUCGACAACUUCGAAACAAACCGACCAGCGAAGAAGCAAACGACAACGCCAACGGCAGCGACUACAAGAUCUCUGAAGUCUUCAAGAUGUUUCGCAAGUCUCCCCGAUCCUCUUCUCCCAAGAAGCCUCGACCCUCCACCCCGAAGAAACCCUCCCUGCGACGACUCUUCUCGACCCCCGACAAGAUGGAGACCCCUACCAAGGACGAGACCACCCCCAUCGCCAACGCGGAGUCUCCUCCCGCCCCUGCUCCCCCCGUCGAUUCGGAGCUCGCCAAGGCCGAGACUUUCAGCAUGGAGCAGAUCCGUCGCGCUCGUAACCCCAUCAUGAACAUUGCUGUUCGAGGCACCAUCAACCGCUUCAGCCUCGAGUUUUUCCUGCUCCCCGGUGAGCGUCGCAGCCGAUCCCACGUCCUGGUCGAGCUUGAUGAGAAGAUUCGCUUCCGUGACUCUGAGGGUAACGUCGCUGACAUCAAGGGUCUUGCCAUGUGGAUGAAGAACGUUGGCGACGAGUUUGACGGCGAGCUUCAUGUUCGCUACGUCGUUGAGGGUCGUCACUUUGUCGAGCCCCUUGCUCGUUUCCAGUUUCCUCUCGUCAACGCUACCAAGCCUGUUUCUGAGCACGUCACCACCAUCGAUGUCAUCAACGUUCUUCAGGGCCUCAUUGGCGAAUUGCCUGCCAUUCACCGCAAGACUCUGACUCAGUUCACCUUCCGCCUUCACAAGGGCCGCCUCCUUGGUUGCCGUGAUGCCGUUACCCAGUGGAUGAUCCGCCUCAACCUCGCCGGUAUGGUUGGUUGGCACUACACCCACCAGGAGGUCGAGAACGUCGAGUACAUCGGACGCCAGGCAGUCAGCGGCCGCGGUUUCGACACCAUGAUCGACCAGAACUUUGCUUCUGACAUGGUCCGCGACGAGUGGGGUUACCUCUCCGUCAUCGUCAAGAUCUCGCCCGUCUGCCGCGCCAUCUGGCAGCCCAACACGUACCGCGUCAUCAAGCACGCCGGCAAGGAUCUCCCUUACAUGAAGGACGAGAACGACAAGGUCGUCUGCACCGAGCAGUGGAUCCCCAACAAGGACUAA